AGCUUAGGCCUUGAGCCAGCUGUCCCUGAAUCUCAGGUUCUCUUACGGAUGUCAUGAAAUUUCAAGUUACCUGUACAUAGAGUUACAACAGCGAUCAUUUUCAGAUCCAUUACUCACAUUUUCCAUUCAGACUCGCCUGCCAUCGGGAGGUGCUGGCGUUGGCGCCGUAAAAUGCGCGAUUGGCCGGUGAUCGGACUGAUGUUAUGAGCGAUCAUAGUGGGCCAGAGAUAGCUUUCAACCCCAAGGAGGACUACCUCACGACCCUGGAGCACAUGAAAAGUGAAUUUGACGAGCGGUGGAAAAAUCAAAAGCAGUCGCCCUACUCAAACCUCGAAAACUAUGUGUCACGGGCCGUCCUCGGCCACGGUAGUUUCGGCACUGUGCUACUGGUCAAGGAGAAAAAGGGGUCCAAUUUCUAUGCCGCCAAGAUGAUGAGCAAGGAGGAUCUGGUGCGGCUCAAGCAGGUUCAACAUGUUCACAACGAGAAACAUGUCCUGAGUGCCGCCCGAUUCCCCUUCCUCAUCCACCUGGUGGAUUCGACGAAGGACUUUGACUAUCUCUACCUGAUCCUGCCGGUCGUCAACGGCGGCGAGCUUUUCGUCUACCUCCGCAAGGUGCGGAAGUUAAACGAGAAGCAGGCCCGCUUCUAUGGCGCCCAGGUGGCUCUGGCUUUAGAGUACAUGCACCAGAUGCACCUCAUGUAUCGUGACCUGAAGCCCGAGAACAUACUGCUGGACAUGCGCGGCUACAUCAAGCUCACGGAUUUUGGAUUUGCAAAGCGCGUGGAGAGUCGAACCUCCACCUUGUGCGGAACCCCGGAAUACUUGGCGCCGGAGAUCGUGCAGCUGCGGCCGUACACCAAGUCGGUGGACUGGUGGGCUUUCGGCAUCCUCAUCUACGAGUUCGUGGCGGGGCGGUCGCCCUUCGCCGGCAACACCUACGAUGUGCUUCUCAUGUACUCCAAGAUAUGUUCCCUCGACUACGUGAUGCCUGAUUUUUUUAGUGCUCACCUAAAGAACCUUGUGGAAAGCUUUUUGCAGGUGGAUACUUCGAAGCGUUUAGGAAACUCUAACGAAGGUGCCAUUGAUGUGAAGAGUCAUCCCUGGUUUCAGGGCAUCGAAUGGUACGCCAUGCUCAAUCAGCAGAUUCCAGCGCCGUAUUUGCCACCUGUCAGCUCAGACGACGACUUCUCCCAUUUCGAGUCCAACAAGGUUAAACAGCGGUUGAAUUCUCCAAUAAACAGGCAUCCCGAGUUGUUUGAAAACUUUUAAAUAUUUGUCAGUGGAAAUAGUCAUCCACAUCCGUGUCAAAAUAAAAUGUAUUUAUAUUUGUUUUUAUUA
Molecule: messenger RNA, 1340 nt
Organism: Drosophila kikkawai
Lineage: Eukaryota; Metazoa; Arthropoda; Insecta; Diptera; Drosophilidae
Product: cAMP-dependent protein kinase catalytic subunit 2-like
Biological process (GO): protein phosphorylation
Cellular component (GO): nucleus
Molecular function (GO): ATP binding; protein serine/threonine kinase activity
Source: RefSeq, a predicted model, not a curated record